This is a messenger RNA of Amphimedon queenslandica, 1311 nucleotides long. RefSeq names its product E3 ubiquitin-protein ligase RNF213-like. The annotation marks the transcript as partial. Gene Ontology annotation, molecular function: ubiquitin-protein transferase activity; ATP hydrolysis activity. Lineage: Eukaryota; Metazoa; Porifera; Demospongiae; Haplosclerida; Niphatidae. The record is from RefSeq and is a predicted model, not a curated record. The transcript is spliced from 8 exons.
ACCCUGUCGUUAGAGGCCUGAUUGAUUCUGGUUUUACUGUAGAAGAGUCAUUAGCUGCUGCUGAGCAACAUUCAGACAAUAUAGAAAGAGCAAUGGCUUCUCUAAUGGAGGGUCCACCUGAAUCAGGUGAACUGUUUGCUCCAGUACCUUAUGAUAGUGUCUUUGAGAGACAUGAUAGCAUUGGAGAAUAUGAUAGACAAAUCAGUGCAGACUCUGAUGAACUACAAGACUUGGUAAUCACAAGUAGUGAGAAAACUUCAGCUGAAAAAUACCUCACCAUACUGGCACUGGGUACGACUCUACAACAACUUUCUCUAAGUAAUAAACCUACUGUUGGCUUGCAGAGGAAAUUUCCUGAAGGACUGAAAUAUGGUGAACCUAAUCUACUGGUAACCCCUCCAGAUAAAGUUUUUAAAACUGUCCUUUCGCUAUACAUGGAGAGUAAAGACCUUCCCAUGCCAACAUAUGAAGAGGUUCUUAUUUGUAAUGAGAAUACAACUGAGGAAGAAGUGACUCUAUUGUGGAAGAGAGCUAUGGGAGACCCUAACCACUUUAGAAUAUUCUGUCUAGUACAUGCUGAACUACUCUCUUAUCAAGUCUGUGAUAAAGCAUUGAAAUCACUUACCGAAUGUUCUUAUGCUAAAAAUGAUUAUAGGCUAGUAAUAGUAUGUAGUGAUGAAGAUCUUGACAAGUUUCAUAUGAUAUCGAAACUUCAAUUAUUCAAGCAACAACUGGAGGCAUUUCAUUGUGAUGAUGAUUACAAACAAUAUUUGAAGUCUCAUUUUGUGCAAAAUCCUAACAUCUUAGGAAGAAGAGCACUUGCUUCUACUAUUGACAGAGAAAAUUCAUGUGUACGUGUGGUGACAUCUGAUAGAACAGGAAUGGGUAAAUCACUGUAUAUUCAAAGAAUGAAGGAAGAACUAAAGAGCAAGUGCUAUGGAGUCUCUUCUGAUGUUAUUAUACCAGUUCAUGGUCCUAAAGUUACUAGUGACAGUAUUGUUCAGUUGCUAAAAAGUAGUGUUGGUAAUAAAGACACUAAUCAAGCUAUUAUAUUUCAUCUUGAUAUUUCACCAAAUGUGUUGAGGCAGGUUGAUUCAAUAUUGUUCUCAUUACUGAUAUUACAAGCUGUGUCUGGCACUCAUGGGAAAAUCUGGAGAUCCUACAUUUCUCAUUUAUAUGCCAUUGAAGUCUCUGUAUUAAAGAAUGAUAUUAAGUUUGCUAAACCAACAGUUGAACUACUUAAGCUUCUUCCUACAGUUCAGUGUUUGUCUCCUAGAUCAGUCUGUAAUGUGCUUGAAGGAGAAAGGGGAG